Molecule: messenger RNA, 2340 nt
Organism: Odontomachus brunneus
Lineage: Eukaryota; Metazoa; Arthropoda; Insecta; Hymenoptera; Formicidae
Gene: l(3)73Ah
Product: polycomb group RING finger protein 3
Exons: 5
Coding region: 248-946 (232 amino acids)
Biological process (GO): regulation of transcription by RNA polymerase II
Cellular component (GO): PRC1 complex
Source: RefSeq, a predicted model, not a curated record
UGCAAUCAGUCCGUUUCAGUCCGUUUUGUUGUCGUCAGUUCAGUCACGUUUACAUUAAGUUGUUUUUAACCGGAUUUUUAGUGAAACUCCUUUAGUUCCGCAUCGUUUACCGUAGCCCAAGGCCGAAGUGCGCGAAAAAUGCUGCGAAUUUCGUGAGUCGUCCUGGCGAAAUGUCGCGGUGAGUAGGGCCAACGAGAGGCACCGUGUAACCACGCUCGGGAUUGAGAUAGUAACAUCUGUCUAUUAAAUGGUGAUUACCGGUGCCAUGGAGAGGAGGAUAAAACUGAAGACUCUCAACAGUCACAUAACUUGCAAGAUAUGUCGCGGGUAUUUGAUAGACGCUACCACCGUCACCGAAUGUCUGCACACAUUCUGCAAGAGUUGUCUGGUGAAACAUCUAGAGGAGAAGCACACCUGUCCGACAUGCCAAAUCGUCAUACAUCAGUCACAUCCACUCCAGUACAUCAGCUUUGAUAGAACUAUGCAGGAUAUUGUCUACAAGUUGGUUCCUGAUCUCCAAGAAAACGAAACCAAAAGAGAACGAGAAUUUUAUAGAGCCAGAGGUUUGGCUUGUCCCAAGGAUAUUUUACCUAACACUGGUGAAAUCGAGGAAGAAAAGACCAAUACGGACACUCAUGCUGAAUCGGAUUAUCAUCGGGCUGAUGAACAGGUCAAUGUAUGCUUGGAGUGUAUGAAUGCUAGUUUGAAGACGCUGAAGAGAAGAUUUAUCAGGUGUUCAGCUCAGGCUACGAUAACACAUGUAAAAAAAUUUAUUGCCAAAAAGGUUCUGAAUGGCAUGGAAAAAUAUAGAGAUAUCGAUAUUUUGUGCAAUAACGAGUUACUAGGUAAGGACCACACGUUGAAGUUCGUUUAUGUGACGAGAUGGAGGUUCCGGGACCCACCUUUGAGACUACAGUAUAGGUCACACAUAGACAUGCAAGAUUAAUCUUUCCAUGUUCGAGACGUAAGAAGAAAUCACGGAGGACCUGUCUCUACACUUUGUACAUUUUCCUAGUUCUAUUUCCUACCUUUAUCUGUAGUACUUACUUCUAUUCGUUUUACUGGACACUCGUGUUGCAGUUUAAAGAAAGCACUUUUCAGUUCUGCUGGACUCCCGAUGCCGAUCUCAAAAACUGCGCUCUCUUAUUAUUAUCGAUUUUCCCGAUAAUUAUAAAUACGACCGCGUCCGAUAUUUAUACUAUUUAUAUUCGUAUCGUAAUGCGUCAUUGUGCUACUAUUUAUAGUUUAUAGUUACAUAAUGACGCGUUUAUACGUCGGAAUAAUUCGUUUCUUUACGUAAAGUCAGAGGUUAACAGAGACCGCUUUAUCGUGUUCGAAUAUUCUACCUUCUUUGUAGCUUAAAGUCUCGACUUACACGAGUGUAAUUUGUAAGUGUGAAACUGGAGCGAGGAAAUAUCGCACCAGCAACCUCUUAAGCCAGCGGCAUAUGAUGCUUGUUUUCAUGCUGAAUUGCUUGCUGAUUGGUGCAUUUCUGAAGAUGGAUGGAAAUACACCAAUCAAAACAAUAUUUCCAUCCAGCAAGCAAUCCAGCACGAAAACAAGCACCGUGUGCCGCUGGCUUUAGACCCGGUUGCACCAGCCGAGUGUUGAGUUAACUAACAGUUAACCAACGUCUUUGGUUUUUCUUCGACAUAAAUAUAAACGACAGACAGACGUUUGAACUAUUAGUUGGCUCACCAAUUCGGUUAGCGCAACUAUGUCUCAAAACGCAGAAACUUGACGAGUGAUUGAGCGAGACUUUUUGCACUGCGUCGUGCGAAACGAAGUUCUCGUUUUACGGAAAAGAAGGUAUAUCUUGUUUUACAUAUGAUACAUACCCUGCGUCUGUACAUAGAAUAUUUUUGACAGAACUCGGACGACGUUGCGCGUAGACGCAAAGCUUGGUAUUAGGUGAGAGAAGAAACCGGGCCCGGACGUUCGUCUCCGGGCUCCUUUUUAACUUUGUAUGUUUAUGCGUCGUACAUAUUCUAAUCGAGCCGCAGGUUUCUCCCGACGCCGACUCGCGCCCGAGAGAAAGAAGAUUAUUACUUAGCAGCGACGUUAUAUUUUCAAGAGAUUCGCCAUCGGCGACGCCGUGUCGGGCGAGACAGGCGGCUCUUGUCGCUUGUAGUAAAGUGAUCUUGUUUCGUCUAACGAUGUUGAGCGAAGAAUUUAAGAGAGAAAGAAAAACGAAAAUAUGGUGUGAUUGUAUAUAAACAUUAGAGAAUAUCGAACUCACUUUGCGAAGUAGCGGCAUUUCGAGGAUACUAGAGCUUGUACGUUGUACACUGUAUAUGUGUAUCUCCAUAAAUUAUUAAAUAAAUAUGUUUUGUACAGUAA